Mytilus californianus (California mussel) is the source of this 3003-nucleotide messenger RNA. Its product is annotated as chitin synthase chs-2-like. Gene Ontology annotation, molecular function: chitin synthase activity. The record is from RefSeq and is a predicted model, not a curated record. The transcript has 15 exons. Bases 1 to 3003 code for a protein of 1000 amino acids. Gene Ontology annotation, cellular component: cell periphery; cell septum. NCBI's taxonomy places the organism in Eukaryota, Metazoa, Mollusca, Bivalvia, Mytilida, Mytilidae.
AUGUCUUCGAAUGGUACCGGAAGUUAUGACGACAAUAUUGGAACAUUCUGGUUUGGAAAAUGUGAAAUUAAAUUUCCGCACUGGACAGACAAUAACCACAACCCCAUACUAAAUUUAGUAGACAGAUUUACCGAUAUUUGGCCGUUGGUGACAGGUGGAAUAAUAAGUUAUUUAUCUCUUCUACUAAUCACAAAUUAUAUUUGGUCUCCAAAGAAAGAAAGGCUCCAAUCAACAGAUAAACUGUUCGUUAAGCCAUUGUAUUGUGGAUUGUUAUUGGACCAGUCGUUCAUGUUGAAUAGAAGGCGAACCGACGAGGAAUAUAAAACCACGAUAGAAUCGAAUAAGCCUUCGAGGGUUCCUAUCCCUGACUGGACGGAAAACCCAGAAUACAAUCCUAACGAAGACUGGUCAGUUUUACGUAAAGAAAGCACUCCAAUGAUAUACAUGUGUGCUACAAUGUGGCAUGAAACACAAAACGAAAUGACACAGGUUCUCAAGUCUAUUUGCAGAAUGGACGAGGAUCAAUGUGCUAGACGGAAUCUUCAGCUUUACUUUGGAAUCCGAGACCCAGAUUAUUAUGAAUUUGAAGCACAUAUCUUCUUUGAUGACGCCUUUGAGUCGCACGCUGAGGGCCAAUAUGAAUAUAGAGUCAACAGCUAUGUGAAGAUGUUGGUUGAUUGUAUCGACGUCGCUGCUACAGCUGUUCACAAUGUUAUUACCAAAAUCAAGCCACCAACAAAGAUACCAACGCCGUAUGGAGGUAAGCUGGAGUGGAAAUUGCCAGGUGGAAACAAAAUAAUUGCACAUUUGAAGGACAAACAGAAAAUUCGUCAUAAAAAAAGGUGGAGCCAGGUCAUGUACAUGUACUAUUUCCUCGGACACAAACUAAUGAACUUAAAGAAAAGCAAAAAAGCCAAAGAAAUAAUUGCACAGAAUACAUUUAUCCUGGCUCUGGAUGGAGAUGUGGAUUUUCAACCGUCUGCAGUACAGCUUCUUGUUGAUCGAAUGAAAAAAAAUCUCAACGUGGGAGCAGCCUGUGGACGGAUUCAUCCGAUAGGUGCAGGUCCGAUGAUUUGGUACCAAAAAUUCGAAUAUGCCGUAAGUCAUUGGCUACAGAAAGCAGCAGAGAAUAUGAUUGGAUGUGUGUUAUGCAGUCCCGGAUGUUUUAGUUUGUUCAGAGGUUUUUCAUUGAUGGACGACAAUGUCAUGGCUAAAUAUACAAAAUUACCAACCGAAGCGUAUCAGCAUGUUCAGUAUGAUCAAGGUGAAGACAGAUGGCUGUGUACACUUUUGCUCCAGCAAGGAUAUAAAGUUGAAUAUGUAGCAGCGUCUGACGCUUUGACCUUUGCACCGGAAGGAUUUUACGAGUUUUACAAUCAACGUCGUCGUUGGUCUCCAUCAACAAUGGCAAACAUCAUAGAUCUCUUGAUGGAUUGGAAGAAUGUCACAGAAAAAAAUGACGAUAUAUCACUUUUGUGUGUUGGAUAUCAGAUGCUUUUGCUUGCCUCAUCUCUCCUCACACCUGGAACUAUAUUGCUUAUGGUCUUAGGUGCAUUGUAUACAGCAUUUCCUGCAAUUCAACCCUGGACGGCAUUUGUCAUCAAUCUGGUACCUGUUGUUAUCAUGGUAGUUCUUUGUUUUGUUUCCAAGAAAGAGGUUCAGCUUAGUUAUGCCGCGAUAUUGUCUACAGUUUACGCUCUUCUGAUGAUGAUUGUGAUAGUUGGACUCCUUAAAGAAACUGUGGAAGCUAAAUGGUGUUCUGUUACAACGUUUUUCUUGGUGUUUGUCGCUUCGGCCUUUGUGAUAUCAGCGUUAUUGCAUCCACAGGAAGUAUGGUGUUUAUCGCAUGGCCUUUUGUAUUUCUUGGCAAUCCCGUCUAUGUCCAUGUUAAUGAUGAUAUACGCAUUGGGAAACCUAGACGAUAUUUCUUGGGGAACAAGAGAUACCGGAACGGCAGCUGGAACACCAGCGAGCUUACCACAAAAUCGGACUAGAUUGGAUGAUAUUCGCAGCUGGGUUAUGGGCCCUCAAACUACUGAUAAAAAGACAUCCGAUUAUCAGUUCUCGUUCGGAAAUUUAUUCAGAUGUAUGUGUUGUCCCCAGUCUGGAACUGAAACAGAAGAUACAAGACUUCGGGCAAUUAUCGAAAAACUUGAUGACAUGGAUACCAGAAUAACAUCAUUCAGUCAACGCAGCGUGACAUCAUUCAAACAAAAUGACACAAAAGAAGAUAUCACUCCCUUUUCUCGCCAACCAGGAGCUUCCGAAGGAGCAGGGGAAGUAAUCAACAAUCCUCUGUUGGCAAGGCAAGAGCAACGAGAAAAGCCUAGAGAUGAACUGGUUUGUCCAUUCUGGAUAGAGGACCCUGAUGUUCGAUAUGGUGAUAUUGAGUAUAUGACUACGAAUGAAGUAAACUUUUGGGAAAAAUUUAUUGAAAAAUAUCUGAAACCAUUGGAUAUGUCAAACGAAGUUAAAAAGAAGAUCAAACAAGAUUUGCGAGAACUUAGGAACAAAGUUUGUUUGGCAUUUCUUCUAAUGAAUGCACUCUUCGUGACAAUAGUUUACACGUUGACGGAAGUAAACAAACAAGAGCUGGGGUCAUUGUCUAUUUCAUUGAAAUGUGACAAUGGGAAGGAAAAGAAUGAAAAAGGGUAUGGUCAGGGUUAUAUUGAGCCUAUUUCAUUCGCUUUUACUGCUGUGUUUGGCAUAAUGUUGUUAGUACAAUUUGUUUGCAUGCUGUUUCAUCGUUAUUCCACACUUUUACACGUCAUUGCCUCGCCUUCAGCAGAAAUAAAUUUCAAAAAGAAACUGCUAGGUAAUAUCUUCGUAUCUGAUGAGGAAGAUACAGAUAAAGAAAUAAAAGUAAUUGAGGGCUUGAAACUAGUGAGAGAAUUUCAAAGUAAUAAGCAAGAAACGGAAUCUGACACCUCUUCCGUGAGGUCAUUUGCAACAGACAUAACAGAAAACGAAUCUGAAUAUGGGGACGAUUCGAUAAGGAUCUAG